CACCUUGAAGAAACUCAGUUUGCUGGCAGCGGUCAAGGAGGUGGGUGUGCUGGUUGCUCCUCCUGUCACCAUACAUAAACCACUCAUACACGCACUGUAUACACACUUACUUGUUGCUUGUAGGUCCACUGGGCUUGUUUUAGCCUGUGCCGACGACACAAGCUAUUGUGGGGUGGAAAUAAUACUGGAAAACAGUGUGUUUGAAGAUGACAUAUCGCAGGUGCGCGUCCGAGUGGACAGCCUAAAAAGAUCAGAUUUGGAGAUUGUUGUCGUGUGUACAAGUCUGUCUGACAGAAGGAAAAAAAAUUACAUUUCGUGUUGAAAUAACACGUGUGGGGAGUAGAGGCAGUUGGUAAGAGCUCAGCGAGGGAGUGUGAAGGAGAGGAGAACCAGGAGAGAAGUGUUAGUAAGGGAAGGUGAAGUGACCCUCAGGACAACACCGCCCAACCACGCCCUCCAAAGGGGUUAAAGUCCCUACCAACACGGGAGAGCAGAGCAUGUCUGCUGAGACAGUGACUACUGUGACAGUGUCUCCUGAGACAGUGGCUGCUGUGACAGUGUCUCCUGAGACAGUGGCUGCUGUGACAGUGUCUCCUGAGACAGUAGCUGCUGUGACAGUGUCUCCUGAGACAGUAGCUCCUGUGACAGUGUCUCCUGAGACAGUGGCUGCUGUGACAGUGUCUCCUGAGACAGUGGCUGCUGUGACAGUGUCUUCUGAAACAGCGUCUGCUGAGCCAGAGUUGCUUAGAAGAUCAUAAUCAAGUGACAAACACCCAUCCAAGGAGCAAACUCGCUUUACCUUAGUGAACUGUUGCUCUGUUGCCUUGUGAGUGUUUGUAAAUACUGGACAGGACUCUUAUCAGCCUCCUGACACUAGACAACAUCAUGCAGAGGUAGCACUAGCACUGGUACUGGUACCCUAAGAGUCCUUGCUACACAGUAUCCAGUUUAAGGAGCCUGGUCUAAGGCUGGACCCUGGGAGCCAUGAUGCCCAGAACCACUAACUGAUACCCUGUAUAACUGAUAUACACAGUAUGGAUGGGUGGAGGAGGGUGGCCAGGUUUGUGUUGCUGGCCUGCAUCACAUGCCCAGCCUCACUCUCACACCUUGAUGCCCCACCAGGAGAUGUUGCACGUCAUCAACUGGAAAGAUAUGUCAGCUAUAAUGAGCUAGCUGACACAACGGACAGAUUCAGCAUCACUGGAGUUAAAAGUUACAGUGAAUUGCUCUUUGAUCCCACCAGUUACCAAGUUGUUGUUGGUGCCAGGGAUCGUAUUUUCCGUCUGAGUUUGGUGGGUCUGCAGCUGCUAGAAGCUUCAGACUGGGCCUCCAACAAAAGUACUGUGGACACCUGCACACUGAAGGGACAGAGCCAAGAGGCAUGUCAUAAUUUUGUUAGAGUGUUGCACCUGCACCGAGGCAAUGUACUUGUGUGUGGAACAAAUGCCUUUAGUCCUCUGUGUACCUGGAGGAGACUCUCCGAGAUACGGCACAUUGAGUCGUGGGAGAAAGGUGUAGCCAGAUGCCCAUUUGACCCUUCCCACAGUGUGACCUCACUUCUUACGACAAAUGGUGACCUCUAUGUUGGUACUCCAACAGACUUCUCAGGACGAGAUUCUGCCUUCAUGCGAUCCCUUGGUCCAGGCGAACGCCUCAGAACUCAUCAGUAUGACCUCAAGUGGCUAUCUGAGCCCACUUUUAUCACAUCCUUUGAGUCCUCUGGAUUUGUCUAUUCCAUCUUCAAAGAAAAUGCUGUGGAAAAUUUAAACUGUGGGAAGAAUGUCUUCUCAAGGAUUGGUCGUGUCUGCAAGAAUGAUGCUGGCGGGACUCUUGUCCUGAAAAAUUAUUGGACAACAUUCUUGAAAGCACGUCUAAUAUGCUCAGUCCCAGGAGACUUGCCCUUUUAUUACAACCAUGUCCAGAGUGUCACUUACCUUCCGAGAGAACAAAUGCUCUAUGGAGUUUUCUCCACAGCUGAUAACAGUAUUGUAGGAUCAGCAGUGUGUGUUUUCAACAUGAGUUCAGUAAAUGCUUCCUUUGAUGGACCAUUCAAGUACCAGCCAUCGCCAUCAUCUACAUGGGGUCCUGUAACAUCUGAAAACCGCCACUUUCGUUGUGAAGAUUUGGGAACCAGUAGAGAUGCUGACCUUGCUGCUGAUAAAUUUCAGUUAAUGGAUCGACCAGUCCUCCCACAGAGCUCCAGUCCACUUUACCUUCUUAACUCUGAAAAAUUGAAGCAUGUAGUAGUGGAUGUGGUAUCAACUCGACUAAGUGGAAAUGUACAUGUAGUGUUUGUGGCAUGUUCUGGAGGUCUUGUGAGAAAACUAAGUGUGGUGCCCAAUACUCAACAUACUUGUCUCCUUGAGGUUCUCCAACCUUUCUCCACAAACUCCUCAGUCGUCAUCCACACCAUGAGGUUCCUCAAGGAUACGAACUCGCUGUACUUGGGCACAGACAGUGAGGUAGUCCGUGUCCCUGUACACAGAUGUGGACAUUAUAAAACACAGCGGGCUUGUUUAGCUGCCAAAGAUCCAUACUGUGGAUGGGACACCAACCGCUUGGAUUGCUCUCCCCCACCUGGAAAAAAUCCCUUUGUAUCAUCUUGGCUUCAAGAAGUUAUGGAAUGCCCACGAUCCACUGAUCCAGUGGAUGGAAAAUGGAGCAAGUGGUCAGAAUGGUCGCCAUGCUUGCAGUCCGGUACCGGAGACUCAUGCCUGUGUCGCCAUCGUGUCUGUGACUCCCCACGGCCGGCACACGGUGGGGCCAACUGUGUCGGAUCACGCACAGAGGUAUCCAACUGCACAGUACAUGGUGGUUGGACAGCAUGGUCUUCAUGGUCUCAGUGUUCAGCAACUUGCGGUAUCGCAGUUAAAACUCGGCGUCGCACAUGUUCAAACCCUGAACCUCAGCAUGGCGGGCGUGUCUGUGUUGGUCAAGAACGUACCGAGAUCUAUUGCCACUCCCUUGCGCACUGUCCUUCAUAUACUGCCUUACCUGUGGAUGGUGGGUGGAGUGAGUGGGGCUCUUGGGGAAGAUGCUCAGCCACAUGCGGCACUGGCAUGAGACAGAGACAGCGUUCAUGUACCAGACCAACCCCAAAGAAUGGAGGAUCACCGUGUCCAGGUUGUGAGAAAGAUACUGAAAUAUGUGGGAAUUGGCCAUGCCCAGAGGUAACUAAACUGUCCCCUUGGACUCCAUGGUUAAAACUCAAUAUUUCUGGAAACUCUGCUGUUCAGCGUCGCUUCAGGACAGAAUGUAUUGCAACAGGAGACAAGGACAAUCCAUUACGAAUUGGUAAAAUGCACCAAGAGGAUCAAGUUUGCACCAAAGAUGGCUGGUGUGGUGAUUCCCACCAGAUGGAUUCUCCAGGUAGUGGAGGAUGGUCAGAGUGGAGUGACUGGACCAAAUGUGAUGAACCAUGCGGUGGAGGAAAACAGUAUCGGCAUCGAUCCUGCACUGUUGGUUCCUGUGCUGGGUUAGCCACACUUGAGAGAACCUGCAAUGAACAUGCCUGUAGAGGUCUUUGGGCAUGUUGGAGUGACUGGAGUCCGUGUUCAGCUACUUGUGGGUCAGGAAUGCAGUAUCGGACACGUCAGUGCAUUGCUUCGCAUAAUCCAUUUAGUGAUGCAUCAGAUUGCACUGGUUCUCACACAGUGCAGCAGUCGUGCCACAAGGCUACAUGUAUAGGUGAAGAGGGUUGGGGCAUGUGGGCAGAGUGGUCAGAGUGUGGAGGUGGAGAUGAACGAGUAAGGAAACGUCACUGCAUUUCAAAUCAGCCCAGUCAGUGUCGUGGGCUUGAUGUUCAGAGAGAAUCUUGCAAAUUUAUGAAUUCUAAUGUUGCAACAAUGGAAGCAGCUGUUGUGAGUAGUAGUAAGAAUGGUGGUGGGGGCAGCACAGUAUCAGUGCAGGCAUUGGUAGGCUCCUGUCUGGCUUGUCUCUUCACUGGAGCACUGCUUGGUGCCCUAGCUACUUACCAUGUGUGUGUUCGCAGACACCAUAGGCGAGUACCAUCCUCACCUCACUACAUCUCUGCUAAACCUAAUCAUUAUGUUAGUGUACCAGGAGCAGAGUGGAAAGGAGAGCAGUCACCAAGCAGCACAAUAAAGAAUGGCAGUCUUAAAAGUGGGCUAAAAGCAGCCAUAACAAACUUACCACUGAAGGACUUUGACACUGCCACUAUCAAGCGCUCCAGUCACGGCUCUUAUGGAAAUGGCCAUCUACGUGCUGAUCUUGACUCUGAUACUAUAUUUAAUUUCUAGCAAAAAUUGACCUGCCCAGUCUUUCAAGUCUUAUGUUGGUGCUAGAAAUCCUUCUGAAGGGGCCACCCUCAUCCCGAGUGUUUAAGACACUACUCUUUGUGAUAUUCUGUAGUUUUUAAAGAUUGGAAGCCUAGCUUCCAGGGUAGAACCCUCGAAACUGGUCACAUUAUAUACUUUAAUAAAACAAUUUUUUAAAUAAAUCCAACAAAAAUUGUGAUGUUCUUAGCAGAUGAAAAUUAUAUUCAUUACCUAUGAAAAGAGACGAGUGUGAUUUAUUACAAAUUUUAUCAGGAAUGUGAAGAACAUUUUCGCUAUGUGCCAAGAAUAAUCUGCUUGAAUUUCCAUGUGCAAAGAAUGACUGCUAGGACUGAGAUAUAUCCUUAUUUAAAAUGGGAUGCCUCAUAUAAAGGGAGACUGUUACAGGAUAUUGAAAAGUGAUGUUCUUGAACUACCCUAAUUAUGAAGAAAAAAGUGUUAUGAUAAUUAAUAAAAUAUAUAUAUUUGAAAAGAAGGAUGUUUAUUUGGUGGAGUUAUAUUUCUACAUUUUAAAUGCUGAAAAAUUAACAUUCUCAAAUCAUUUUUAACCCUCCCAAUUAUUUUAAUAAAGAAAUACAUACUGUGAACUUAUACUUACACAGAAUUUCUUUUUAUAGCACUUAUUGUAUAUGAAGAGAACAAAGGAGCAUCCUACACAUAAAAAAAUUAAUUGCCUGAGACACUUGCUUUGUAAUCUAGUCAAACCAGUGACACUGAAUAUAAUGACACACUGUAAAUAUACCUGGAUGUAAAAAUUCUUUCAAUUUUUAGGAUAAGGUUAUUACUGUAUGUGCCAUAUUCUUUGCUGAGAAUUGUUAUAAUUUUUUAUAUUGAAUUUUCAUAAAAUGUAAAUGGUU
Cherax quadricarinatus is the source of this 5152-nucleotide messenger RNA. The record is from RefSeq and is a predicted model, not a curated record. Lineage: Eukaryota; Metazoa; Arthropoda; Malacostraca; Decapoda; Parastacidae.